AUGGCUGACCAUAAGCUAUAUCCCCAGACUACACCAGUGAAGAAGACGAAACCGCCACCAUACAAUAGAAGGCAGAUGUCCGACAUAGCCACCCGUACCGACUAUCUUACACCCCAGAAUACGUUUCGCGCAGAUCGCUUGAACAGUCCUGAAUCCUUUUCUACUAUCUUAAACAACGAGACUCUCAAAGCUCUCGUGAAACUAUUCAGCGACACCCCAACGACGAAGUAUGAUUUGCUCGUCAAGCUGCUCAAUCUCGCAAGUUCCCUCAUACACGCCGAAUGGGCACAAAACAAGGACCUGAUUGUCUUCCGUGACAACCAUUCGUACUCGCCGACGAAUCAUCCCAACGACAGCAGAGCCGGGGAACCAGACAUCGUCACUAUCCUGGAUCUCAUCAACAAACUCAUCGAAAAGGACAAAACGAAGCGCAUUCCAUGGCACCUCGUGAUAUCCCCCGUCGAAGAGAAAAGAGAAGCAGACAGCCAGGACGGCCCCGCUCAGUCUGCCGCUUACCUGGCCUUCGCUAAUCAAUCUCGUCCCGACAUGGUUGGUAUGUACGGGAUCUCGAUCUCGCCGAAGGGGUACGUUAUUCAGUACAGCUGCCCUGCCGGCCUCGAGACGUCCGAAGAGUUCAAGUGGAACGACAUCACUCCCCUGCUGUCAUACAUUUACACGCUGUAUAUCCCUCGCAGGGACUUCCCAUCUCGCGACCUGAGCAUCAGUCUGGCUGACAGCGCCGAUCCCCUUGGAACUCCCACAUGGAAUAUCCGCGACGGUGACAAGGUCUAUGAAAACUGCGCCGUCAAAGUCGUCGGAGACCCAUGGCGUCGGAUGACCUGGGUAGCAAGGGUCGGCACGUCGCCGAUUACGAUCAAGGACUCGUACCGCGACGCUCAUGCGAGCUUCAGAGAAGGCGAGCUUUACGACAUCCUUCAGAGAGAAGGGCCCGCUCCUGGAUUCUUGCGCGUGAAGAAGGAGUACGAUGUUCUAUGCGAACGCGGUCGUCCCAUAACAGUCACCGUUCGCAGAACCACACGCAUCAAGACUCGACUCAUCAUGCAUACGUGGGGGGAAUCUCUCCGUAAAUGCCCUAGCCUGAUCGACUUUGCCAAAUGCAUGUACGACAUUCUCGAAGCCCACCGAUGGGCAGUCCUGGAACGCAAUAUUCUCCAUCGUGACAUUAGUCAUGGUAAUAUCUUCGUUCAAGCCGAAGACUUCAAGGAGGAAGACGAAAAAGAGUUCGCCGGGAAGGAACUUAGGCCGAUUUUCGUCAAUGAGAUCCUGGAGAAUAUGAAGGAUGCCGAUCCCAUGGCUCGCCUUGGCGAUAUGGAUAACGCGGCAGAGCUUGAUCGCGACAAGGCGGUAUCACCCUCGUUCGUCGCAAGGAGAAACACCUUGAGAAUGAAUGAUGAACCCCUGCGUUUUCGGACGGGUACACCAAAGUUCAUUGCUCGCUCGCCUGCUGUUGGCCGCUUGCUUGUCACCAACCUAGCUUUCCGUCGCAUGCCCCAACUCGGAGGCGAACUCGCCGAGAAAUACCGUAAAGCGUACUCCAAUGAUCCGUCUGGCUUGCGCAAAUUGGUUGACGACCGCUCCACCAAGCAUGGGGGCGUUUACGAUGCAGACCAAGUCGAGGAGAAGUACGAGGCAAACCCAGAGCUGAUAGCCACAGAGUUUGAGCAUCAUCCGCGACAUGAUGCAGAGUCCGUGUUUUGGUGCAUGGUCGUGUUCCUGCUGGUUGCUGUGCCCUUGGGAAGCCCAGACGAAGUUAUACCUAAUGAUCCAGACGAUUUCCCGCUGUUUUGUGCGUGGAGGCAUAUUGCCAAUCAUCAGGUCGGCCCUUCGCAAGAUAUAUGUGAUAGUCGGGCGGGUCUGCUCGCUGGAGGCAAACUGUGGAAUGAGUGGUUGCAUCCCGACCUCGCUCAUGCUGGGCCUCUUCUUGCGUCGUUGGCGUCUCAGGUUUCCCCAGAGUGGGCCCUUCUGGACCCGCCACCCCGCGCCCUCCACCUCCACGAAGCAAUGCAACGUAUCAUCCUCAUACACAUCGAUUCAUGGAAAACGGGCAAUCUCGAUGUCAAAUUCGAUACGGGGAGAGUUCGCCCAACGCACCCCCCAGAUACCCGCACGGUUCCCCAAAUAUGCGUAACGCCGAGUAUCGAUGGACAGCACAUCGCCGCCGGCGCACUCAAAACCAAGCGACAAUCGGAACACCUGGGGCCGAAUGAGGAGUCCCAAGCAAAGAGGCGACGAAUGGCAAAGCAACAGGAUCCAGUCGUGCCUCAGAGCCUCCCCACGACCCCACGCCUGGCAAUGGGACGGCUUGAGCUCCCGUUUGAUACCGAUACAGUCUACGAUAACCUUACUUCGACACCAGGUUUGGCCUCUGCACGCUCGCUUCCCUUUGAUCAUGAUUCCAGCACUUGA
Pleurotus ostreatus (oyster mushroom) is the source of this 2427-nucleotide messenger RNA. RefSeq lists its product as uncharacterized. Lineage: Eukaryota; Fungi; Basidiomycota; Agaricomycetes; Agaricales; Pleurotaceae. The transcript has 6 exons. Bases 1 to 2427 code for a protein of 808 amino acids. The record is from RefSeq and is a predicted model, not a curated record.